Molecule: messenger RNA, 2138 nt
Organism: Gorilla gorilla gorilla (western lowland gorilla)
Lineage: Eukaryota; Metazoa; Chordata; Mammalia; Primates; Hominidae
Exons: 4
Coding region: 58-663 (201 amino acids)
Source: RefSeq, a predicted model, not a curated record
AGUUCCUCAUCUGGACUCACUGGGAGAAGUGAUUCACUAGAAUUCUCAUUGGAAGAAAUGACAGGAAAGCUCCCUCCAAUAUCUCAAUUUCCACCCCACUCAGUACCUGGUUUUAUGAUUCCACACCCUCCUAAUCCAUCCUGCCCUCCUAAUACAUCCCACUCUCGUAAGCCAUCCCACUCUUGUGCCCGUGAAUCCCUCCCUCUUCUUCCGUCUGCCAAGCCCCUUCCUCCUCUCCAGAAGUACGUGGAUUUUUCAGUUUUCUGCCCUAACUGUUAUCCCACUGUGGCUCAUACCUGCCCUCCCCACUACCCUACCCUAAUACUCUACCUGCCCUGCUCUUCUGCUAUUCAUUACAAACCAUCCAUUUGUCAAUGCUCUGGUCCCAGAACUCUUUCUAGUAACUCCCUUAUCGAUCACCCAAGCCCUCCUUCUAGCCCUACUGGUCAACGCUUGGGUCCCAGAACUCUUCCCUGUGAUUCCCUUAUCCGUUCCCCUGUUCCUCCUCCUAGCCCUCCUUGCCAACGCUCUGGUCCCAGAACUCUUUUCUGUGACUCCCCUGUCUGUCCCCCUACUCCUCCUCCCAGCCCUACUUGCAAAUGCUGUCGUCCCAGAGCUGUUUCCUGGGACUCCUCUACCUAUGCCUCUACCCCUCCUCCUUAGCCCUACUUCUUUCUAGUACCCUGUACUCUAGUCCCCAGCCCCCAGCCCUGCCAUCCCCAACCAGACCUGAUGGUUCACAAGUCUCAUCUUGGAGAUGGUUUCCCUGCUCCCAGGGAAGUUCUGGAACAGUUCAGGAUGGCCAGGACUGUGGAUUCCCAGCUGUCUGACCUGGUGGACAAAGGAAAUGCAAGACGAUGGCAAACCAGCAUUCAGCCUCAUCUGCUCCUUUCCUCCCCUGCCUCAUCAGUCAGCCUGCAUGAGCCUCUGCAUUUGUUCCUGGCUUCUCCAUUGAACUCAGUCUACAGCCACAAAGCAAACCACAGGGCCAGUGACAGAGAAGGCAGAGGGGAGUGUGGAGUGGGAAGCACCUAACCUGUUCUCAAGGAGGGGAAUGAUUGGCCAAAAUGAGCUUCAAUCAUAUGUCUACUACCUCCUGGCCUGCCACUUGGCUGUGAGUCCUUUCUGGGCGGUGUCCAGGGGUGGUUCCAGUGACCAGGCAGGUGCUGAGAAGCACAGGCAGCAGGAUGAGGGGACACUUGCCAGGAGACAGCAUGGGAUGCCAUUGCCUAGAGUUGGCAGAAGGACCAGGAGCAGGCAGGCAGCGAGAGGGCACCCAGAGUGCUCCUGAUCGGACCAAGCUGCAUGGAGGCCACAGUGGAACACCUGAGGGAAAAGGUGACCCCAGAUGAGGUCCAUCGGAACCAGAUAUUGUGGGAACUGUCAAACCAGACCAAGAAGUAUGGAGGCCACAGAGGGACACUCCAGGGAGGUGACCCUGGAUGAGGUUCAUCAGAACUAGAUCUUGUGAGAACUGCCUGACCAGACCAAGCAGCACAGAGGCCACGGUGAGACACCUGAGGGAGAAGGCGAACCCAGAUAAGGCUCAUCGGGUUCAGAUCUUGUGAGAACUGCAGAAGGCGACCACAGAUGAGGCUCAUCAGAACUAGAUCUUGUGAGAACUGCCUGAGCAGACCAAGCAGCACAGAGGCCACAGUGAGACACAUGAGGGAGAAGGUGAACCCAGAUGAGGCUCAUCAGGAACAGAUCUUGUGGGAACCAGAGAGGACAACCCCGGAUGAGGUCCAUCAGAACCAGAUCUUGUGGGAACUGCACUUCAAAGUGCUACAGACCCACAAACACUACAUGCAGCAUCACAUGAAUGCCCUCUGCAAGGGUGAGGGGCCUGGCAGGAUGGAGAAAAUACCAGAGAGGAGGGAUGCGCCCUGAAAAAAAGGAGAGCCCUGGGGACUGCGGAAGGUGGGGUGUGCGGCUCAUUAAAAGAGAAGAUACCUUCUCACACCCUACCUCCUUUUAUAGACUUUAGGAGCAAUGUCUUUGGAGGGGGCCUCACCUACAUCACAUCAGAUGCAUUAAAUAUAUUAAAAAGCAUUCACAUCUCAUGAGACAUUUUCACUGUAGAAAUGAGAGGUUGAGUAGCAUUUUCUAAUUUUGCUUUUGAAAUAUAACUGUAUUUU